Exophiala xenobiotica is the source of this 2079-nucleotide messenger RNA. RefSeq lists its product as uncharacterized. Gene Ontology annotation, molecular function: hydrolase activity. The transcript has 3 exons. Bases 394 to 1851 code for a protein of 485 amino acids. NCBI's taxonomy places the organism in Eukaryota, Fungi, Ascomycota, Eurotiomycetes, Chaetothyriales, Herpotrichiellaceae. The record is from RefSeq and is a predicted model, not a curated record.
ACUCAAUCCUGGACCUAGAGUCAUUGUUUGUGCUCCCUGGGAAUUGCGCACGAGCGACAAAAGAGCAGAUCUCUACCACAGUAGACGAUCUUCCCCUCAGCAUCUUCCGUCCCUCCCAAUUGCUUGGCUGCAGGCACACGUUGCUCUCUAAAUGAUGCAGUGAAUGCUGCUCCUGCUCACCGAUCACGAGUUGUGCCUUCUCUUUUUUGACUUUGCCCGUCCUCGUGGUGUUCACAUGUAGCUUACAGGCUGAAGCCAUUGAACCAGACAGUGUCUCUCCCUCACUUCAAUCGCCCUCCACAACCCAGAUCUCAGCUGCUACAGCGAAGAACAAACGAUUCCUCUGCAUACCUCGUCCCAGAUGACCUGACCUGCUCGUGGCCUACCGCUGUCAUGGCUUCCAGCUUCGUUCGGCAACUCGUAGGAAAGGUAUCGUUUUAUUCGUUCGGCCUGUUCAACUACUUUCUCUUCUUGGGCUUGUUCAUUAAGAACGGAACGUUUUUCAAGAAAGAUACGGAGCAAGACAAGUUACAAUAUGACAUCGAACGAGAUCGCUUCUGGAACCUGGCCAAAGAACCCCUAUCUGGCUUCAAACACUACUUCUAUUCCCUUCGCAACGGCUUCAAGCUGCACUAUAUCAGCAAUCGAGCAGGACCAGAGUCGUGUAGCCUCGUGAUCUUCCUGCAUGGCUUCCCGGAUAGCUCCAUGAUCUGGCGACACCUGAUGCAAGAGUCGGCGAUACCAAAGAAUGAUGCCACAUUGGUCUGCGUUGACUUGCCUGGGUAUGGAGGAAGCGAUAGUCUCAAGGUUUACGAUACCGAAGUGCUGGAGGCUCUGACAGAAUUCAUCGUCGCCAUGCGGGACAAAUACAUACCCGCAGAAGAAACAGACUCGACCAGCACCUUCCUUGUGGGACAUGACUGGGGCUGUGUGCUUGGAUUCCGUCUCGCUGCAGACGCUCCGUGUCUGGCGGAUCGUUUCAUCCUGACCAAUGCUCCUCACGUCGACCUUGCAAUUGCCAACAAAGAUCGCAUCAUCAAUUCAGCGUCCAAGAUCUUCAAGCAAUUCAAACAGUCCCCCAAGCAGAACUUUGGCUGUCUGGCCAAAUCGUUCAACACGUUGAAGCCGCUAUUGUUGCAGACUAUGAUGAUGGGCUACAUCUUCAUGUUCAAUCUACCCUCCUUCUUCGUCAGAUCCAUGGGCUGUGCCGGAAAUUUCUCAUUUCUACGCGGAGCCAAUUGGUCAGGCUACGACAAGCACUCGAAUGAAUACCGCGUCCAAGAAGGUAUGGCGUCCACCUUUGGUCCUGGUCCGCAAGAGUGCAAAAGUACACUUGACGAUGGAACCACCUACGGCCCGUCUGUGUUGCGGAGAGCUAAGUCUCCUGGAGAAGCUUUCUGGAACAUGACCGGAUACUAUCGUGAUGGAAUAGCAUCCCGACCUUGGACGAAAUCUCUCGAGACACUCGCAGACUUGUAUGCACUUGAGACCUCUGCUUCCGAGUCCAAUUCUCCCAGCAGUCGACGUCGAUCAUCCAUUUCAAACCACACACUGUUCUCUGACCAUCUGAAAGGAAAAUUGAAUGCACCGGCUUACGUGCUCUGGGGAGAGAAAGACCAGGCUUGCGGAAAGCUGAUUUGCUUGGAUGGUCUGUGUGAUUAUCUUGCUAAAGAUAGUGAGGUGACGAUCCUGCCGCGAAGCGGGCACUGGACCCCAGUGGGUAAAGAGGCUCGCACAGCACUUGCUACCGCUAUCGGCUUGUUUGCUGGGAAGGAUGCCAGACCCGUGCCAAAGAUGACUGCUGAGGUGCAGAAAGUCUAUCCAGAUGCUCUUCUCAUGGUGAAGAAGUGAGUAACUCAUGACUAACGAUGAUAUUUUUCCUGCAAGCAAGAGUCGACUGAUCUGCUUGGAGACGUGUACAACAUGCAAUAGCUUGAAGAGGUGUCAUGAUACAUGCAUCGAAGAUGAGCUCGUGGAUGUGAUUCGACUGAAUUAAGGUAUUAUGCAGAGACUGAUAGCAAGGAAGCUGGACUUCCAUUUCUACGAACGUAGCAAUCAACUAUCUGCCAAUGCUUGAAA